CCAGGGCUGCACCGCGCCACCCGACUUGUCCUUCCGCCCCUGCCUCCGCAGCUCGCCGGCGAGCGAGGGGGCGAGCGGAAGGUGCGCUGUGGAGCAGCGGCGGUCCGGGGUCGUCGGCGCGGGCCAUGUCGCUGUGGGGCGAGCCGCUUCAGGCCUCGCCGCCCUCGGGCUCACAGCCGCCUUCGGCUGGCGCCACCCUCAACCGCCUGCGGGAGCCGCUGCUUCGGAGGCUCAGCGAGAGCUUGGACCGGGCGCCCGAGGGCCGGGGCUGGAGGAGGCUGGCCGAGGUGGCGGAGAGCCGGGGGCGUCUCCGGCUCAGCUGCCUGGACCUGGAGCAAUGUUCUCUCAAGGUAUUGGAGCCUGAAGGAAGCCCAAGCCUGUGUUUACUGAAGCUAAUGGGUGAAAAAGGCUGUACGGUCACGGAACUGAGUGACUUCUUACAGGCUAUGGAACACACUGAGGUUCUUCAGCUUCUCAGCCCCCCAGGAAUAAAAAUCACCGUAAACCCCGAAUCAAAGGCAGUCUUGGCUGGACAGUUUGUGAAACUGUGUUGCCGGGCAACUGGACACCCUUUUGUGCAAUAUCAAUGGUUCAAAAUGAACAAAGAGAUUCCAUACGGAAAUACGUCAGAACUUAUUUUUAACUCGGUGCAUAUAAAAGAUGCAGGGUUUUAUGUCUGCCGAGUUAAUAACAAUUUCACCUUUGAAUUCAGCCAGUGGUCACAACUGGAUGUUUGUGAUGUCACGGACGUAACAGAAAGCUUCCGGGGAAGAACAAAUGAGGCAGUGGAGUGCACUGAAGAUGAAUUAAAUACUCUUGGGCAUCCUGAUAAUAAAGAGCAAACAACUGACCAGCCUUUAGCAAAGGACAAGGUUGCUCUUUUGAUAGGAAAUAUGAAUUACUGGGAGCACCCCAAACUUAAAGCUCCUUUGGUGGAUGUGUAUGAACUGACCAACUUACUAAGGCAGCUGGAUUUCAAAGUCGUUUCUCUGUUGGAUCUCACUGAAUAUGAAAUGCGCAAUGCUGUGGAUGAGUUUUUACUACUUUUAGACAAAGGAGUAUAUGGCUUAUUGUAUUAUGCAGGACAUGGUUAUGAAAACUUUGGAAACAGCUUUAUGGUCCCUAUUGAUGCUCCAAAUCCAUACAGGUCUGAAAAUUGUCUGUGUGUGCAAAAUAUACUGAAAUUGAUGCAAGAAAAAGAAACUGGACUCAAUGUGUUCUUGUUGGAUAUGUGUAGGAAAAGAAAUGAUUAUGAUGAUACCAUUCCAAUCCUGGAUGCACUGAAAGUCACUGCCAAUAUUGUGUUUGGAUAUGCCACGUGUCAAGGAGCAGAAGCUUUUGAAAUCCAGCAUUCUGGAUUGGCAAAUGGGAUCUUUAUGAAAUUUUUAAAAGAUAGAUUAUUAGAAGACAAGAAAAUUACUGUGUUACUGGAUGAAGUUGCAGAAGAUAUGGGGAAAUGCCACCUUACCAAAGGCAAACAGGCGCUAGAGAUUCGAAGUAGUUUAUCUGAGAAGAGAGCACUUACUGAUCCAAUACAGGGAACAGAACACUCUGCAGAAUCUCUGGUGCGGAAUUUACAGUGGGCCAAGGCUCAUGAACUUCCAGAAAGUAUGUGCCUUAAAUUUCAGUGUGGUGUUCAUAUUCAAUUAGGAUUUGCAGCUGAGUUUUCCAAUGUCAUGAUAAUCUAUACAAGCAUAGUUUACAGACCACCUGAGAUAAUAAUGUGUGAUGCCUAUGUUACUGAUUUUCCACUUGACCUAGAUAUUGAUCCAAAAGAUGCAAAUAAAGGCACACCUGAAGAAACUGGCAGCUACUUAGUAUCCAAGGAUCUUCCCAAGCAUUGCCUCUACACCAGACUCAGUUCACUGCAGAAAUUAAAGGAACAUCUAAUUUUCACAGUAUGUUUAUCAUAUCAGUACUCAGGAUUGGAAGAUACUGUAGAGGAAAAGCAGGAGGUGAAUGUUGGGAAACCUCUCAUUGCUAAAUUAGACAUCCAUCGAGGUCUGGGGAGGAAGACUUGCUUUCAGACUUGUCUUAUGUCUAAUGGCCCUUAUCAGAGCUCUCCAUCCCCUUCGGGAGGAGCAGGACGUUACCACUCAUCUCACGACUCGUUCCAUGGUGUUUACCAUUCACAUCUUGGUAAUUCACAUAAUGUUCUGCCAUCAGAUAUUUGUCAUUGCAGCCGGACUCCAGAUGCAUUUAUUUCAAGUUACCGUGCUCACCAUUAUUCAUGCCAGUUUGGUAGAAGUAAUGUGCCAGUAGAGACAACUGAUGAAAUGCCAUUUAGUUUCUCUGACAUACUCAGAAUUUCUGAAAAGUGAUCUUGUUUUUUGAAGUUAUCAUAAUUAUUAGAUUCCUCAUAUGAAAUAGUACUGUACUUACAUUAAAAUGAAGCAUCCUGAAAAGGCAAAGGUGAAUAUAUAGAGAAGGAGAAAAUUAGUAACAACUGUUUUAUACCAACUGUUUUAUAGUUGGUAUAUUAUUUAAUCACUUCUUUCUCUUCUAAUAUUUUGUAAGUUGGUUUAUCUGUUUUAUAAGAAUGAAGUAUGGGUGU
Molecule: messenger RNA, 2554 nt
Organism: Otolemur garnettii (small-eared galago)
Lineage: Eukaryota; Metazoa; Chordata; Mammalia; Primates; Galagidae
Gene: MALT1
Product: MALT1 paracaspase
Exons: 15
Coding region: 126-2321 (731 amino acids)
Biological process (GO): proteolysis
Molecular function (GO): cysteine-type endopeptidase activity
Source: RefSeq, a predicted model, not a curated record